UACCCUCGCCCCCCUCACCCCCCCGCCCCGGCUCCCGAGCGACCGGGUUCGGCCAUUUCCGGCGGGGCGCACUUCGGCAGGUUCCGCCGGCGCUGGUCGGAAAUGGCUGCCCGCCAGCAGGGGGAGCGGAGGAUCCGGCGCGGCCUGGAAGGCGGGCUGCAGGCGGCGAGAGCGGCUUUUGGGAACCCGAGUCUCGCGCAGGCGGCGGCGCCUCGUCCCUGAACUGAAAGCCGGAGAACAAGCCCCAGAGUUGACUAUUUCAAGAAAUUAUGUACUGAAGUGUAAUGCUACAUGAGUCAGAGAAAGGAAGGAUCCUGAGCCAUAUGGCCUGAUUGUUGGCAAUGACACCAUUAAGAGGCUGGCAUUUAUUUCUGUUGUAACCAGCUGCUUUAUAACUGUGAAUAGUAACUAUGCAUAUGUGUUGGUCAGCAAAACCAAGGAACACGAGCCAUGGCAGUUGACAAAGCCUAUCUGAUUCCAGGGGUUUCUUCCUGGGUUCCACCGUCAGGGACCUCCUCCCUUCCAUCUCAUCAACAAUGUGGUACCUUUUACCGUUUGAUAAAGAUUAAGGACAUGUUCUUUGGUCAACAGCCAGAACUUAAAAUCUGCUGGAGUAGGGUCAGAGACCAUUUCAGUCACAGCUGAGGAAGAUGAAAUUUCCGUUUUAUUUGGUGCCUUGUCCAGGGAGCACACUAACUCUUUGGGAAACGUGUGAGUGAGAAGAGAUUGAGUCUUGUCUGAUAGCCACUCGUGGUUAUGGCGAGUGACCCAACGUGAUCAGCGUGGGCAGGAGCCACAGAGGGACUCAUGACGGGCUAUACCAUGUUGCGGAAUGGGGGCGUGGGAAAUGGAGGUCAGACCUGCAUGCUGAGGUGGUCCAACCGCAUCCGGCUCACGUGGCUCAGCUUCACGCUCUUCAUCAUUCUGGUCUUCUUCCCCCUCAUCGCUCACUAUUAUCUCACCACCCUGGACGAGGCAGAUGAAGCAGGCAAGCGGAUCUUUGGUCCACGGGCUGGUAACGAGCUCUGCGAGGUGAAGCACGUGCUAGAUCUCUGCCGCAUCCGUGAGUCUGUGAGUGAGGAGCUCUUGCAGCUGGAAGCCAAGCGGCAGGAGCUGAACAGUGAAAUCGCUAAGCUGAAUCUGAAAAUCGAGGCCUGUAAGAAGAGCAUUGAGAAUGCCAAGCAGGACCUGCUUCAGCUCAAGAACGUCAUCAGCCAGACCGAGCACUCUUAUAAAGAGCUGAUGGCCCAAAAUCAGCCCAAACUCUCUCUGCCUAUCCGACUGCUCCCAGAGAAGGAUGAUGCUGGCCUCCCUCCCCCAAAGGUCCUGCGGGGCUGCCGGCUGCACAACUGCUUUGAUUAUUCUCGUUGCCCUCUCACCUCUGGCUUCCCCGUCUAUGUUUAUGACAGCGACCAGUUUGCCUUUGGCAGCCACCUGGAUCCCUUGGUCAAGCAGGCUUUUCAGGCCACAACACGAGCCAACGUUUAUGUUACAGAAAAUGCAGACAUUGCCUGCCUUUAUGUGAUCUUAGUGGGGGAAAUGCAGGAGCCGGGAGUGCUGCGGCCUGCUGACCUGGAGAAACAGCUGUACUCUCUGCCGCACUGGCGGACAGAUGGACACAACCACGUCAUCAUCAAUCUGUCCCGGAAGUCAGAUACCCAGAAUUUACUGUACAAUGUCAGUACAGGCCGGGCCAUGGUGGCCCAGUCCACUUUCUAUGCUGCCCAGUAUCGGCCUGGCUUUGACUUGGUGGUGUCGCCACUAGUCCAUGCCAUGUCAGAGCCCAACUUCAUGGAAAUCCCACCACAGGUGCCAGUGAAGCGGAAAUAUCUCUUCACCUUCCAGGGCGAGAAGAUCGAGUCGCUGAGAUCCAGCCUUCAGGAGGCCCGCUCCUUUGAGGAGGAGAUGGAGGGUGACCCUCCAGCCGAUUACGACGACCGUAUCAUUGCCACCCUCAAGGCAGUACAGGACAGCAAACUAGAUCAGGUCCUGGUAGAAUUUACCUGCAAAAACCAGCCUAAACCCAGUCUGCCUACUGAGUGGGCACUGUGUGGGGAGCGGGAAGACCGCUUAGAGUUACUGAAGCUCUCCACCUUCGCCCUCAUUAUCACUCCUGGGGACCCUCGAUUGGUUAUUUCCUCUGGGUGUGCCACACGGCUCUUCGAAGCCCUGGAGGUCGGGGCUGUCCCGGUGGUGCUGGGGGAGCACGUGCAGCUUCCUUACCAGGACGUGCUGCAGUGGAGCGAGGCGGCCCUGGUGGUGCCCAAGCCGCGGGUGACUGAGGUCCACUUCCUGCUACGGAGUCUCUCCGACAGCGACCUCCUGGCCAUGAGGCGGCAAGGCCGCUUCCUCUGGGAGACCUACUUCUCCACUGCUGACAGUAUUUUCAAUACCGUGCUGGCUGUGAUUAGGACUCGCAUCCAGAUCCCAGCCGCUCCCAUCCCGGAAGAGGCGGCAGCCGAGAUCCCCCAUCGCUCAGGCAAGGCGGCCGGCACCGACCCCAACAUGGCCGACAACGGGGACCUGGACCUGGGGCCGGUGGAGACGGAGCCGCCCUAUGCCUCCCCCAAAUACCUCCGCAACUUCACCUUGACCGUCACGGACUUCUACCGCAGCUGGAACUCUGCGCCAGGGCCUUUCCAUCUUUUUCCCCACACACCAUUUGACCCUGUAUUGCCCUCAGAGGCCAAAUUCUUGGGUUCAGGGACUGGAUUUCGGCCUAUCGGUGGUGGGGCCGGGGGUUCUGGCAAGGAGUUUCAGGCCGCCCUGGGAGGCAAUGUUCCCCGGGAGCAGUUCACAGUGGUGAUGCUGACUUAUGAGCGGGAGGAGGUGCUCAUGAACUCUUUAGAGAGGUUGAAUGGUCUCCCUUACCUGAACAAGGUCGUGGUGGUGUGGAAUUCUCCCAAGCUGCCGUCAGAGGACCUUCUGUGGCCUGACAUUGGUGUCCCCAUCAUGGUGGUCCGUACUGAGAAGAACAGUUUGAACAAUCGAUUCCUGCCCUGGAAUGAAAUCGAGACAGAGGCCAUCCUGUCUAUUGAUGAUGACGCUCACCUCCGCCACGAUGAAAUCAUGUUUGGGUUUCGGGUGUGGAGAGAAGCACGGGACCGCAUUGUGGGUUUCCCUGGCCGUUACCAUGCUUGGGACAUCCCUCAUCAGUCCUGGCUCUACAACUCCAAUUACUCCUGUGAGCUGUCCAUGGUGCUGACAGGUGCUGCCUUCUUCCACAAGUAUUAUGCCUACCUGUAUUCUUACGUGAUGCCCCAGGCCAUCCGAGAUAUGGUGGACGAAUACAUCAACUGUGAGGACAUCGCCAUGAACUUCCUCGUCUCCCACAUCACUCGGAAACCCCCCAUCAAGGUGACCUCACGGUGGACUUUCCGAUGCCCAGGAUGCCCUCAGGCUCUGUCACAUGAUGAUUCCCACUUUCAUGAGCGGCACAAGUGUAUCAACUUCUUUGUCAAGGUGUACGGCUAUAUGCCCCUGUUGUACACGCAGUUCCGCGUGGACUCUGUGCUCUUCAAGACCCGCCUGCCCCACGACAAGACCAAGUGCUUCAAGUUCAUUUAGGGGCAUUGCGCACACGUGUGGGGAGAGGAUGAGCGGAGUGAGGGAGGCAGCUCCUGAGGUCUCUAAACAUUGGAGGACCUCAGGGACGCCCACUGGGUGGUUGGCCCAGACCCUCUGCUGGGAGAGGCGGUGGGGAGCGUGGGAGGGACAGAGCUGCCUUGCUCUUGAAGUCGGCCACACUGGGCCCGGAACCCUGGUCCCAGGCCACUGGGGUUCCCUACACAGGGCACUGAUGAUAGCUUACACUGAGGACCAUGGGGACUCCGGAGAGUCACUCACGCAGUUUAUAAGCCCAGGACAGCUGGUUUGUGGUUUUUAAAUUCACUAACAACUAUUAUUAUUAUUUAAAAA
This is a messenger RNA of Hippopotamus amphibius kiboko, 3918 nucleotides long. RefSeq names its product exostosin like glycosyltransferase 3 (gene EXTL3). The transcript is spliced from 7 exons. Gene Ontology annotation, molecular function: glycosyltransferase activity. The record is from RefSeq and is a predicted model, not a curated record. Gene Ontology annotation, cellular component: membrane. Bases 808 to 3567 code for a protein of 919 amino acids. NCBI's taxonomy places the organism in Eukaryota, Metazoa, Chordata, Mammalia, Artiodactyla, Hippopotamidae.